GAUAAUGGGGCAUCAUUUCCCAUCGCUCUGAAAAUCCUGGACAUAUUGUUGCCGCGUCGAAGGAGUGGCGGCGACACUAACCUUGCAUGCGUAAAGUUGCGGGGGAGGUAGCCAAGGCGACGGAAGAUUUGGGCUGCGCACGGCCGCCCAAUGACAUGCGCUCGGGUAACGCUUCACCGAAAACACAAACUUCUGCCCAGUCAUAUUUCCCCACGGGGUAGCUACAAGCUUUCGCUGGCGGCCUCGGCAUGCUUGAUUCCGAUCUUCAAUUUCGCGACAUUGUUGUGCGACACAAAGGCAGCUUGCAGGACUCUUUCACCUGAGCAAUUCUGUAGUCACGUGCGUACACUUUGGCCGAGGCCCGCAGACCAAUGCACUCCCACUCACUUACAACCGCCAUAGUCACGCUUGACUCAGUGGCACAGCUAGUCGAAUCGUCUCGUUAACAAAGU
This is a messenger RNA of Paraphaeosphaeria sporulosa, 452 nucleotides long. RefSeq lists its product as uncharacterized. Lineage: Eukaryota; Fungi; Ascomycota; Dothideomycetes; Pleosporales; Didymosphaeriaceae. The transcript has a single exon. The record is from RefSeq and is a predicted model, not a curated record. Bases 151 to 402 code for a protein of 83 amino acids.